Zygosaccharomyces rouxii is the source of this 855-nucleotide messenger RNA. Its product is annotated as bifunctional 4-hydroxy-4-methyl-2-oxoglutarate aldolase/oxaloacetate decarboxylase. Bases 1 to 855 code for a protein of 284 amino acids. Lineage: Eukaryota; Fungi; Ascomycota; Saccharomycetes; Saccharomycetales; Saccharomycetaceae. The transcript has a single exon. The record is from RefSeq and is a predicted model, not a curated record.
AUGUUGAGAACUUAUAACGCUCCUUUGGUACGGAUCUAUUGGAAAAUACUAUCAAGACCAGCAAGAACUGGAUUAGAUAUAUGUAAGCCGGUAGUCGAUGGUUACGUUCAACAGGGAUCUGUUAGAACAUUUAUUCCAUCAAGUAGAUUGAAUAAAAUGAGUGAUCCCCGAUUUGACGAAUUAACACCUUGCGACGUUUCUGAUGGUCUUUUAAACAAGUACAAGAUCGAUAAUGGUGGUUACUUACCCAAUUUAACCCAAUGGUCAGGUCAUUCGAAAGGUACUAUCCAUGGAAAAGCAUAUACGGUCCUAUUCGCUCCUGCUAAUGAUACAAGACCGUCGGUCAAUUACAUUGACUCGGUUCCACAAGGUGCAUUUCUUGUCAUUGCCUUGACAAGAGAUUUACAAUUACCUUAUGCACCAUAUGUUAAGCCUACGCAGGCCGUUUAUGGUGGAUUGAUGUCCACCAGGGCUCAGUAUUUGAAAGCGGCAGGUACGUUGGUGUUCGGUCGCAUUAGAGAUUUAAAAGAGCACAAGAGUUUGGAGCACCCUGUCUUUAGCUAUGGAGUGGGAUCGUGUGCUGCAAAGGCAGCGGUAAAGCCCAUUGGUAUUAAUGUACCAUUAGAAAUUUUAACCAGUAACGGAGAAGUGGAAAUUAUUAAACCAGGUGAUUAUAUGGUAGGUGACGCUAAUGGUAUCGUCAAGGUUCCAUCGGAGGUUGAAUUGGAUUCACUAGUUGGCUAUGUCAGAAAAUCUGUUGAAGCUGAUGAACUAGUAACGACAGAUAUCAAAAAUGGUAGACCUGCAAAGGAAGCACAAAAGGAUCGCAGGGCGACCUUAAAGAAUUAUUUGUGA